Messenger RNA from Lachancea fermentati, 3030 nucleotides. The record is from the annotation of a GenBank genome assembly. Lineage: Eukaryota; Fungi; Ascomycota; Saccharomycetes; Saccharomycetales; Saccharomycetaceae.
AUGGAAUCGAGUCAGGAAGGUGAUGGAGGCUUCUCCACUACUUUGCAGCUUUUGUCCCAGUACAAUGAUCAUACCUUAGAGAGAGAUAGAACGUUGGAAUACAUCGAAAAGAAGAACGAAACGGCCGACAGAUUAUCCUACGAUGAUUUGUUCAAAGAGAACAUCAAAUUAAAACUUCAAUUACAUGAAUACGAGAUAGAGAUUAGUAGUCUCAAGAAAAUGGUAGAACAUUUGAAAUCAUCCAGAAGUCCCGACGCAGAUCUGAAACAACAAAUAGUUGUGGAAGAGAAAGCGAAUCCAAUUUUACCUCCGAGAUCCGCAGAAAGAAAUCGCAAUACUAAGAAUCUUACUCUUCCUUUGAGCGAUGGUUCUAAACAGUUUAAUGCGUUACAAUCACCUGGUUCGACAAUUUCUCAGACAAAAAAGCCAGAACAUGUUCUGCAACCAGCAUUGGCUACCAGUUUCAACCAACAGCAUAUUUUAUCCCCCACUGAAAUUGAUAGAAUCAGACGAUCCAGCUCAUCUUACUCAAAUGUGAUUAUUGCUAGCCCUGCUACGUCUGUUGCUUACACAACAUCGCGGAUUUCGCCAUCGAGGAGUAAUAAAACGACCGUCAAAGAAGUUGGAACACCAAUAGUUGAAAAACAGUGCUCACCAGGCCGGAUAAACAGAGUCACUGCUCUUAUAAAUGACGAAUUGCACUCUCCUUUAAAACAGCCAAUCAAAGAGGAGGAGCGGAACGUAGUCCCUCAGGAAGAAUCCAAAACGUAUCCAAAGAGUCCGCUCCCCCAACUACUGCUACAAAAUGAAGAGGGCGCUGAAAUUUCACCUUCUUCAAGACAAAAAAUCGAUACUUUUGCCAACAUGUUAGACUCCACUUUCGGUGAGGAAAAAGUACCCGCUUCUCCUCUUUCGAAAGCCUCGACGAAUGAGAGUAAAAAGGACCCUGAUCCAGUACGAAUCUUGGGAUCUCCAGUAACGCUUAAAAAGCCAAAUUCCUUUCCAAAGUUACUUGCAGACUCAGAUCAACAAAAUGAAGCAAUGAUAACAAAUGAUGUUAGCACAUUGGAGAAAAGUUCAGAGACCUCACCAACAUUUUCCACACACGCCAGCCUUCAAGGUCCAUUUUCCCCCAAACAAAACAAGCAACGGCCUUCCUUUGGUAAGGCCCAUAGUGCAUCAAGAAUGAGAUCAUCAAGUAUAAAUACUACCGUAUCGACAGGAAUAUUGAGCAUACAAUCAGAUAUUCCAUUGUUUAUCCAGCCUAGUGAGUUUGAUACUGUGAGAAUAGAAAUUAUCAGCACACUAUACCGAGAUGUUGAGAAUCAUCACAAUGAUGAAAACUCAGUUUUGUUCAGCAUUAUAGAUAGAAAGUCCGACAAAGAAAUUUUCAAGUUUUCCAAGACAGUCGAUGGCAUCAUCGAAUUGGACACUUUUCUAAAAAGUCGUAUGGAUCCUCUUCUCCUGAAUCCGUUGCCCGACAGGCAUCUCUUCAAUUCAAAUAUACCAAUUAGAGUUGAUUAUAGACGAGAGAAACUCAAUGACUACUUUACAUCAUUGUUCAUCUUAAAAGAGCUCCCACUUGAUGUGUCCUUGCGCCUAGCGAAGUUUAUUAGUACUGAUACUGUAAUGGCCCCACUGGCAGGAGACACAUUGAAAGAGGGCUCACUAUUGGUCAGAAAGAACAAGACACUAGGUAGCGCAAACAAUUGGAGAGCAAGAUAUGCGAUUUUGGAAGGCCAAACUCUUCAAUUAUUAGAUAGAGGAAUAACUACAGACACGAUUAAGAUUCCACUUUCCACCAUAGAGCUCCAAGCGAAUCUUCCUGAUGACAAAUAUGGUACAAAAAAUGGUUUUGUCAUUAAUGAGCAUAAGAAAAGUGGAUUAUCAAGUGUCACGAGGUACUACUUCUGUUCAGAAACUUCGAAAGAAAGAGAGAGCUGGGUGUCAAUUCUUAACGAAUUGGUGGAAAAUAGUGCGCAGUCUGGUGCAUCCCUCAACAGCAAAUCUGAAAGCUCUAGUAUUAUGGACCAUUCUAUAAUCAACGAAACACUUCCUGAUACAGGUGCCAGUUUUAUUGGUCCUAUGGCAAAUCUACAAAGCUCUGCUGUUUCAUCGCCUUCUCAGCACUCAGAGGGCAUAACCCCUGAAGAUGAGAGAGAAAGCAAGAGAAGCAGGAUGAGAAGUUUUUUCCCAUUUAAAAAAUUGAAUUUAUCCCAAAUAUCUUCACAGGAAGGGGAAACUUCUACGAGCCCAGAGGAAAGUGGAUUGGGAACAUCACUCAACACGCAUGAGCUGACCAUCGCGAAAUCUUUACAGGCGCUGAAUCUCUCUACUGAACCUCUAUCAAAUGUCGUUUUUGGCUCAGAUCUUCAUACCUCUCUGUCACUGAGCUCUCAAAGAUACCAAGGCAAGUAUUCAAUACCGAGUGUGGUGUACCGCUGCUUGGAAUUUUUGUAUCGCCAUCAUGGUAUUGAAGAAGAGGGUAUAUUUAGAAUCAGUGGCUCGAGUGUUUUGAUCAAAUCUUUACAAGAACAGUUCGAUUCAAAAUAUGACAUCGAUCUAUGCACCUACAAUGAAAAAAUUGCCUCUAAUGAUGAUCAGCACCCUAGUGGAUACAUUGAUGUUAACACAAUUGCUGGGCUGUUAAAGUUAUAUUUUAGAAAACUCCCUCACCUGAUAUUUGGUGAUCAGAUGUUUCUAGAUUUUAAAGAUGCUGCGGACAGAAGCAUGGGUAACGACCGUGAAACAGCCCUGAGGUUCCGCGAUCUUAUCAAAUCUAGUCGCUUGCUUCCAGAAAAUCUGUCAUUGAUGUUUGCAUUGUUUGAAUUGCUGGUGAAUAUCAACAAGAAGAGUCGAAUAAACAAGAUGAAUUUAAGGAACUUAUGCAUAGUAUUUUCUCCCACUCUGAAUAUCCCAGUCAAUGUGCUCCAACCUUUCAUUGUGGAUUUCAAUUGCAUCUUUAAUGGCGAAAAUCCUGUCGACGAUUCUCAACGGAAACAGCUGGAUAUCCACAUCCCACAAAUGUAA